Stegostoma tigrinum is the source of this 925-nucleotide messenger RNA. RefSeq names its product somatostatin-2-like. Gene Ontology annotation, biological process: regulation of cell migration. Lineage: Eukaryota; Metazoa; Chordata; Chondrichthyes; Orectolobiformes; Stegostomatidae. The transcript is spliced from 2 exons. The record is from RefSeq and is a predicted model, not a curated record. Bases 51 to 365 code for a protein of 104 amino acids. Gene Ontology annotation, cellular component: extracellular region. Gene Ontology annotation, molecular function: hormone activity.
GUGUUCAUGACACAUUUAGCAUUUUAUUUGGGAGAGCUUUGAGCUUCAGUAUGAAGUGGCAAAUGACAGUGUGCCUGAUGUCCUUGCUGUUUCUUCUAAAAGUUGAGGCAGCAGAUCCACUGGAGGAACGAAUGAAACUCCAGGUAAAUAGGGAAGUUACUAAAAGCAGGAAGUAUCUGAUGUUAAAACUGCUGUCUGGGUUGUUGGAUCCUGAUGACAAUCUCUUGGAAAAUGACUUCACGUCUUUGAGCCCAGGAGAGGAAGACAGUUCGCUUGAAGAGAGGUCGGUUAACGCUGGCAUCCCUCGUAGACCGCAGAAGGCACCGUGUAAAUUGUUCUUCUGGAAAACGUUCUCACACUGUUAAUUACUGAUGAAUUUUCUAAGUCAGUAGACCUGUAUUUAAACAAAACGGCUUCUGUUUUCCUGUAAGGGAUUAACUUUAAAAUGAUCAGAAACUUGCAUGCAAUUCUCUUUCGAUAUCAAUAUUUACAACGUAUGCCUGCAAUGAAUUUAAGCGGAGAGCGACCCGUGAAGCCCCAUGUCAAAUCUUGUUUUCGCAAAUCAAACCCAGGUUAAACUUCCUAAGUUUUUGUGUUAAGGCAGGUUAUUCUUUGGCAUGUGAUUCCAGGCACUUUCCUGCCGUUUUUCUCCCUCCAUUCCCCACCCUAGCAUUAUUAUUUCCUCAUCUCCCUGUCCCCAGACGGGUAGUCCCUCCCUCCCUGAUUCAAACCUCAUACUGAUAGUUUCAGAGAAGGACCUGGACCUGGAGAUUCUCCAGGAGAGAUUUACAGACACAGUCUCUCAAGGCCGUCAAACUGAGGAGACAAUGUCAUUUGGAUUUGUUUGUGAUACGUGAAUGUAUAGAACGUACAGUCUACCUGCAUUAAAUGUUUACACUUACCGAGCAGUCUGAUGCCAAUAAAA